Olea europaea var. sylvestris is the source of this 2724-nucleotide messenger RNA. RefSeq names its product protein ENHANCED DISEASE RESISTANCE 2-like. Bases 388 to 2568 code for a protein of 726 amino acids. Gene Ontology annotation, molecular function: lipid binding. The record is from RefSeq and is a predicted model, not a curated record. The transcript is spliced from 20 exons. Lineage: Eukaryota; Viridiplantae; Streptophyta; Magnoliopsida; Lamiales; Oleaceae.
CCAACUUCCUGCAAACACCGGAACCAGUUGUAUUCAAGCGAGAGAACAGCACGAAGAAAACAGAGAGAGAGAGGCAUAUGCAAUUUGCCAAGAAAAAACUGGCAUUUUGCAUUUGAUUCUCUGAUUCUUCUGCUGGAAUCUGAGGAUCAUACAUCAUCUUACUCACCCUCCCAAAAUUCUCUUCAUUUCUAUAUAUAAACAAACAUAUACGUAUACGUAUACGUCCCGCAUAUUCACAUGAUUAUGAAUUACUGAUUUGUUUAUUUUUGUAGAUACUUGAUUAAAAGGAAUUUGUAGCUUUCUUGAAAUGGAUUUUUGAAUUAAAGGAGAAUAUCACAAAAAGGUGGGAUUUUUUUUUCUCCUUUUUGGGAAUCUUGGGACAUUGAAAUGGCAGAAAAUGAAAGGAAAAUGGAGGGAUGGCUUUAUCUGAUUCGUUUCAACCGCUUUGGGCUACAUUAUUCACGUAAAAGGUACUUUAUUCUUGAAGACAACUGCCUCAAGAGCUUUAGAUCAAUCCCUUCUACCGAAACAGAGGAGCCUGUGAGAAGUGCAAUAAUAGACUCCUGCAUUCGAGUUACGGAUAAUGGAAGAGAGAGCCAUCGUAGAAAAGUGUUUUUCAUUUUCACAUUGUAUAAUAGUUCUAAUCAUAAUGAUCAGCUGAAGUUGGGGGCUACCAGUUCAGAGGAAGCUGCUAGGUGGAUCCAUUGUUUACAGGAUGCUGCACUUAAACCAGUAAAAAAUUCAGAAGAUUCAUCAAGAAGGAUAUGGCAGCCUUACAGCUUCAGUAAUUCAAAGAGAGAAAGUACAAUUGACAGGACUUCUGCAUCUGCCAUGCAUGUGGCUGCAAUGUCAUCGGAUGUGAUUGCACCUCCGCCAUGGAAAAUUUUUGGUUGUCAAAAUGGAUUACGACUUUUCAGAGAGGCAAAAUAUAGGGAUUCCAAGUGGAAGGAUUGGGAUGAUCACCCAGCAAUCAUGGCAGUUGGAGUCAUUGAUGGAACUCCAGAAGCUGUUUUCAGCACCCUUAUGUCUCUUGGUCCAUCGAGAACAGAGUGGGAUUUCUGCUUCUACAGAGGCAGUGUGGUCGAACACCUUGAUGGUCAUAAGGAUAUUGCUCACAUCCAGCUAUAUAACAAUUGGCUACCACGGCCAAUGAAAAGAAGGGACUUGCUUCUGCAACGUUAUUGGAGAAGAGAAGAUGAUGGAACUUAUGUUAUUCUCUAUCACUCAGUCUUCCAUAGGAACUGUCCUCCCAAACAUGGAUAUGUUCGUGCUCGCCUUAAAAGUGGUGGAUUUGUGAUUACUCCUGCAAAACAAGGUAAAGAAUGUGUUGUUAAACACAUGCUUGCUAUAGAUUGGAGAAUCUGGACAUCCUAUCUAAGGAAAACAUCUGCAAGAUCUAUAACUAUACGUAUGCUUGGGAGAGUUGCUGCAUUAAGAGAGUUGUUCAGAGCGAAAGCAGGUUAUGGUUCUUAUGAAUAUUUAUCUGGAGAGCCGACAAAAGAUAUUUGGAUGCCUCAGAGGGAAAAAGGGGUGAUCAAAACUGAAGUUGACUUAAAAAGGACAGAGAGUAAAACAAAGGAGGAGUCUGAGAAGCCAGUUUCAGGGUCUUCAAGUCUUGGAGAACUGAAUGAUGCAGAGGAUGAGUUUUUUGAUGUUCUGGAACCAUCAGAUGAUGAUCAACCAUUUAAUGGAUGGUCGGUGAAUACGAGUGCAGAACUAUGUUAUACGGACAAGUACCAGCCAAAAUUGUCAUCCGCUGCCUUCUUCGUCAGAAAGUUGCAUGAUAUUGCAGUACAGAGAAAGGGUUACACGGACUUGCUAGAAAUGUCACAGACAGAAAGUGUAUCAUGCUCUUAUGGUGACACACUUCCAAAAGAUUCAAGUUUUAAUAAGCCUUGUAGUUGGGCAGCUGCAGAUCCAUCCCCAUUUUCAAUCCGUGGUGAUGGUUAUCUAGAAGAUCAUAGAAAGAUCAGGGCAGAAGGCACUUUGAUGGAAAUGGUUGCUGCAGAUUGGUUAAGAUCUGUCAAGCGUGAAGAUAAUCUUGCCGGACGCCCAGGAGGCAUUGUUCAGAGAUAUGCAGAUCAGGGAGGACCCGAGUUCUUUUUUAUCGUUAACAUACAGGUACCAGGCACAACCACCUACAAUCUGGCACUGUACUACAUGCUAGAAAACCCCUUGCAUGAAAUACCUUUGUUGGAUUCCUUUGUCAGUGGAGAUGAUGCUUUUAGAAAUUCAAGGUUCAAGCUCAUACCUUACAUAUCAGAGGGACCUUGGAUAGUAAAGCAGAGUGUUCGAAAGAAACCAUGUUUGAUAGGUCAAGCACUUGAAAUCCGUUACUUUCGAGGAGAUAACUACUUGGAGGUUGAUAUCGAUGUUGGUUCGUCGACUGUAGCAAGUAGAGUAGUCAGUCUCGUUCUUGGAUACCUCAAAAAUCUUGUUAUAGAAAUAGCAUUUUUGAUACAGGGUGACACGCCGGAAGAGUUGCCAGAAUUCCUUCUGGGCACGUGUCGACUUAAUCAUCUAGAUGCAUCCAAGUCGGUUUCUGCCGAUUCCAUUAGCAUUAGAUAGCAGUCUCUGUUGAACACAGAUGGAGAGGUAUAAUAUCAGAUCGAUUCAUGUAUAGAUAGACAGAUGUAUACUUUUCCAAUCUAUUCAAAUCGAUUCAUUAUUGUUACUGAUUUUUGGGUGGAAGAUGUGCAACAAUUUAUAUGGUUAGUUUACCUA